Messenger RNA from Salmo salar (Atlantic salmon), 5750 nucleotides. Its product is annotated as GRB10-interacting GYF protein 1. Gene Ontology annotation, molecular function: protein binding. Gene Ontology annotation, biological process: insulin-like growth factor receptor signaling pathway. NCBI's taxonomy places the organism in Eukaryota, Metazoa, Chordata, Actinopteri, Salmoniformes, Salmonidae. The record is from RefSeq and is a predicted model, not a curated record. Gene Ontology annotation, cellular component: cytosol.
UCAAAUGAAGCAAGGAGGGCGGCCAUUUUUUUAAAACACAAACAAGAAGAGAAAGCGAGUUGUGAAAAUAUUCGCAGCGAAUGUUGGUCAGAGGAAAGUAUAGCUAAUUAAUCAAACGUUCAAAAAAUAGUGAAAGGAAGUAACAUUAAGAUAUACAGAUCGUUGCGAAAUACACGUAUAUGUUAACUGGAUUUAACUAGCUACAUUUCAAUUUCGGAAAAUUUGCAGCUACCAGCUAGCUAGGUUGUAGCUGGCUAGCUGGCUACUUGGCUGGCUAGCUAGUGCGACCAGCUUUCAACGAAAGGUGUUUGGCGGAAAGGGAGGGAAAAUAGACUCUGAGGAAAUAAUCAAGCAGGAGUAGGACCGUGAGAAGUGGAAGGAAUAAUACAUGCCUGUGAAGAUGACACUUGUCUCUCCCUGUGCAGCCGCUGUUCUUCACAAUAUUGCUUCAUAGUAAUUAUUAUGAUCAACUCCAAUGUUGAUGUAAUUACUGGUGCGGUUUGUCCAUGAGAAUUUAGUUUUUGUUUAUUUUUGAUAGCUGUCACGUUUGGCCAAUCCUCCAUCACCUCACCCAACUCCUUUCCCUGAGCCUGGCAGCUAUUUGCUCAGCAUAUCAGAUUUGUGUGGUCUGAACAAUCCCACUCUAAACCACUGCACACAGAAGAACCAAGUAGCCUUUAACGCCCUCAUCGAAUCUGGACGAAACUGGUCCAGUCCCCUGGACAAGAAGCCUUGAGCUCCAGUUGAAGAGAGGAGUAUGACUGCUGAAACACUUAACUUCGGCCCAGAAUGUUGUCUAGGGGAAGAUAAUGGGCGAUGCAUAUCCAACCUAAACUUGAGGCUCCGUGCACUAUCCAGAGGGGGGAGUGUGACGACCCCCCCUCCUUCUCCAGCCAUGCCAAAGUCCAAGCUGGCUGAUUACCGCUAUGGCCGCGAGGAGAUGCUAGCACUUUAUAUCAAAGAUAACAAGCCCCCAGAGGACAUGCAGGAUAAGGAGUUUGCUGCUAUCAUGCAGGAUGAGCCUGUGCAGCCUUUGGCCCUGGAGCCUCUAACUGAGGAGGAGCAGAGAAACUUCUCCAUGUCUGUGAACAGUGUGGCUGUGCUGAGGCUGAUGGGAAAGGGAGGCGGGUCUGCCCCUGUAGGCGUGGCUAGGGGCCGUGGAGGAUGCAACAGAGGAGGUAGAGGGAGAGGGAGAGGUGAAGGUGCAUUCUACCAAAGAGCUCCUGGAUGUCCUGAGGAAGGAGAGGUGGGCUUCGGUCGUGGCCGAGAAAUGCUCCGCAGCCAAAGCUGGGAUGACCGAGCUGAGAGGCCAAGGUUUGAGAAGCCAAUCAGAUGUGCUGAAGUAGUGCGUCCAGGAUUUGAAGAGGCGGGGUCUCUGGGCAGGAAGGACUCCUGGCGUGCUGACAGCGACAACUGGCGUACCCUCCGAGAGGAGGAGGAAGAGGCAGCAGCAGCAGCAACAGGAGGAGAGCAGCCAGCCUGGAGAGUUGCAGGAUCCCGCCGUGAUGAUGGAGGUCCUCGUUCUGCAGGCUGGCGUGAUCGUGGCGGCCGGAGGAAGUUUGAGUUUGACUUCCGUGAUGGUGAGGGCCCCCGUAGGGAAUCCGACAGGGACGGCCUUCCUGAGUGGUGCACCGACGAGGAGGAUGGAGAGAUGGGAACCUUUGACUCCUCUGGGGCCUUCAUGUGCAUCAAGAAAGACUGUAAGGACACCAUCACUGAAGAGGAUCUGGAGUUUGAAGCUCUGGAGGAAGACGACGAGAAUGAUCAGGGAGGCAAGGACAACUACGAUGACCGAGAUGAAUGUGAAGCAGCAGGUGAGGGAGAAGAUAAGUACAAGACUCCUUCUCCUCCUGCCAUCUCUGGCUCUCCACCCUCAGACCCUCUUCCUGCCCCCUGCGCCACACAGGCACCCAUCUCCCAUCCCUCCAAAACGAACCAUGUGCCCGCUGAAGGUUGCCCACUUCCAGGGAGUGGUGCACAGCUCAGCCCAGACCCCCCCUCCACCACCACCUCCAGCCUGAUGCCUCCUCCCUCCGGAUCUCUCCUCCCCUCAACAGGGGGAGAAGCGGAGGAGGACGAGGGCAUGAAGCACCUGCAACAGGAGGCUGAAAAGAUGGUGGCCUCACUGCAGGACACGUCCCUUGAGGAGGAGUGUUUCACUCAAGCACUACAGGAGAGCCACACAGUCACCUCUCACACACACCCAGCCCCACACUCACACACGCACGCCGCUGGACACACACACUCUCACUCGACCCAUAGGGACUGUGCCCUGCCCCUCUCCCACGAGGCAGCCAUGAAGUGGUUCUAUAAGGACCCCCAGGGAGAGAUCCAAGGUCCCUUCUCCACGGUGGAGAUGUGUGAGUGGUUCCAGGCCGGCUACUUCACCAUGACCCUGCUGGUAAAGAGGGGUUGUGAUGAGGGCUUCCAACCCCUGGGUGAUGUCAUCAAAAUGUGGGGCCGCGUGCCCUUCUCCCCCGGCCCCUCUCCCCCGCCCCUCCUGGUGAGACAGCCCCCACCAUCUCGGGGGUCCUCUGCCAAUAUGGACCAGGAGCUGCUGAAGAAACAUUUGGAGCAGGCAGCCACUGCAGCUCUAUACCAUCAACUACAGAUGAGGUUCCAGCACAUGAACAGGAGUGGAGAUUCUAGCAUGAUGCCCUCGAUGAACAGGUCCAUGUCAGUACCUGAUAAUGGGUCCAUGUGGGACAUGCAUACCCCGGCCUCCCAGCAGUCAGGUGGUGAGGCCAACCUAUGGGACUUAACCAUGAGUCAUUCCACUCAGGGGCUAUCUCUGGAGCAGAUACAGAAGCUCCAGGACCGGCGUGAGGCUGAACUCCGGGCCAAGCGAGAGGAGGAGGAGCGGAAGCGGCAGGUCGAGAAGAGGAGGCAGCUGGAGGAACAGAAGAGGCGUGAGGAGGAGGAGCUGUACAGGCGUAAGCAGCAGUGUCGGCAGCAGCAGGAGCUGAUCAUGAAGCUGCUGCAGCAGACCCAGCCCGGGGCCCCAGGGUGUGUCUCUGGGUCAGGGUGGAGCGGCUCCCAGGCCUCAGCCCUCUCCAAACAAGGCAAGAGCCUCGGCCUGCUGGAGCUGGAGACCGAGAGGCUGCUCAAACAGCAGGCCCAGCACCAGAGGGCCCAGCAUCAGAGAGACAGGCAUGGAGGCUUGUCUAUGGGCCAGUGGGGUGAGGGGUCUGUGAGCAUGUGGUCUGGUGGGGGCAUGGAGCCCAAAGGCAGCUCUGGAGGGAUGGGUGUCUGGGAGGAGGCUGUGAAGAACCAAAACAGCCUCCGCAAUAUGGGCAUGAAGAACAGCCACAGCAGCCCAUCUCUCAGUGAGCAGUACAUGCUGAGGAAGAAGCGUACAGAGGAGGAGGACAAGCUGCUGAAUCUGCUGCAGGGCAUGAAGCCCCAGGAUGGCUUCACCACCUGGUGUGAACAGAUGCUACACGCACUCAACACCUCGGCUAACAACUCCUCCUCCUCACUGGACGUGGCAACCAUCGUGGCCUACCUGAAGGAGGUGGAGUCUCCCUACGAGGUCCAUGACUUUAUCCGCUCCUACCUGGGCGACACCGUGGAAGCCAAAGAGUUCGCCAAGCAGUUCCUGGAGCGCCGAGCCAAACAGAAAGCCAACCACCAGAGACAACAGCAGCAACAGCAGCUAGCAAAAGAAGUUUCGGGGCUGGCCAUGAACAACUUUCCUAUCCAGGUAGGCUCCGUCCAGUCCAUGUUCCAGGCAGCCCAGAUGGGAAAGGGAGGAAUGUAUGAUAGCCAGGCUGCAAAAAUGAAGAAACCGACCAUGACGCUUCACUCUGACCCUAGCAUCUUAGGAUAUUCAUUCCUGGGCGCCGGGGACAGGAUGAACCAGGGCGAGAUGGAAACAGUGGAGGAUUAUUGAUCCACAGCAUCUACCUGAAUCCACAUGAGGCCUUACAUCUGGAUUAAAACACUGACUCUCUCACACACACACACACACAUUCACCUACACCACACUGACUCCACACACACACACACACACACACACACACACACACACACACACACACACACACAUUCACCUACACCACACUGACACACACACACACACACACACACUCACCAACACCCACACAGACAAUGACGAAUGUGCACUGCUGAGCUACUUUGCCCCCUCAUAGAUGAGGACCUGGUAAAGUAGUGUUUUCGCUCUCAUCUCUGUGGGGUGUGUGGGGGGGGGGCAGAGGAGUACCCUCCUGCACUUCUUACAGUUAAGCACCUUAAACUACACUAAUGCACUUUAUCACGGGGUUUCAAUAUUUGAAAUGAUGUUUUGCCAGUUUGUUUUCUUGUUUUUAGGAUGCAAAAUGUGCAUAUUGUGUCUACAAUAUGAAUACACACAUGUGGAUGUGUGUGUGCAAACAUACCUAAGUAAGGAACUUGAGGUUACAUCUCCAAUAAUAAUGUGGGGUGAUGAGGAUUUAUUUUGGAAAGUAUAUUCUUUUUAAAAAGUUUUUAUAUAAAAUGUAAAGCUAUAACAAAUUGCAUUUUAUUAAGAAAAAAAACUUGAAGGUUUGCACUUAGAAAAACAAACAAAACUAGUUGUAGAUAAGUAGUGGAAGAAAAUGUUUCUUUGAAUGCUUGUGGGUUUGUGUGGUAGACUUAAAGCCUGCACAAUUUUUAUUGCUUACAGAGAUGCAUAAAAAGGCCAUGUUUUUACUUUGUUCCAUGAAACUUUUUUACUUUGAAGAAUGUAUGCAAUGUGUUCCCAUGUCAGAUGUAUAUGAGUGAUUGGUAGCCAAUGAAUGUGUAUGUUCUUUUGUACAUGGAUUCUCUAAGCGAGAGUGGAGAGGGCUCUUUUUCAACCAAUCUUUCACCAGCUCCUCAUCCCCUAAAUGACUUCAUGAAGGUCUUUUGCUUUGGUGUCCAGUUACCUGACUGGCCGGUUGUGUUUUGUCAUUGGUGCAUUGCUGCGCUCAUUCUCCUUCAUGGUGAGUCACGACGGUCCAUGGGCUCUGAUUCGCUGAUACAACUGUGAAAACAGAUCUUAUGAUUCAAGGCAGAUUUCCGAGGUGUAUUUUACUGCCGUUAAGUCACUCUCUCUCGUUUAAAGAACCAUGAAAAGUUCUGUUUAAUCAUUCUCUUCCUUGUGGUUAUGAGAGUUGGUAAGACCAGAGAAGUCCCUUGCAUUUUCCAAGGGGAUCUAUUGCCUUUAACGACAUGUCAGUGUUGAGGUCUUGCUUUCCUGCUUCCAGGCAGUUUUGCAGACGAUUGCCACUGCGUAUGUUAACCCUAGUAUUGAUAGCUAGAGUCAUGUCUUUUUGUUGCUUUUUGAAUAGAAUGUCAGUUUUUCAACAAAGUGAAAGUAUUUGGACUUGAUAUGGAGCACUUUUGAGGCUGCUACACUAUUGUAUUUUUAUAUUGUUGUUUUAGUUUUUUUUGCCUCUAUGGUAAUUAUUUUUUUACUUUACUUUUUUUUCUGGGGGUGGAAAUGAAUGUAUUCCAAAAACUGAAAUGUACAACAGUGCGUCGAGAUGAAGCCAGACUUUAAACAAAUCUUUUGGAGCUAAUGAGUAGAGUUGUGCUGAUCAAGUAUUAGAAUCCCUGAAGAUGAACACUGCCUUCUCUUACUGCUCUCUGAGAAACACAUCCUAAUAAGAUGAAGACAUCUGUCCACCGCCAUGUCGUCCUCGAUACAACACACACACACGAGGAACUGGCAUGGAAAAUGUAGCAGUCGUGUUUUUUAUAGAGAAAUUGGUCUCCUUUUUAUCUUUGAA